This is a messenger RNA of Macrobrachium nipponense, 2746 nucleotides long. It is a transcript of the gene Zwilch, whose product is annotated as protein zwilch homolog. Gene Ontology annotation, biological process: protein localization to kinetochore; mitotic spindle assembly checkpoint signaling. Lineage: Eukaryota; Metazoa; Arthropoda; Malacostraca; Decapoda; Palaemonidae. The record is from RefSeq and is a predicted model, not a curated record. Gene Ontology annotation, cellular component: RZZ complex. The coding region runs from base 1 to 1869 and encodes 622 amino acids. The transcript has 15 exons.
AUGCGUGAAUUCAACCAUGACUGUGUAUCAACUGAUGAGGAGGUUUGUGACGUCAUAGUCAAGUUGAUGACUGGGGAAAGCACUGGAAGUGAAUUAGCAGUUGUGAUCGAAGAACAGUUGAUGUUAACUCGUGAUCAUUGUCCAGAAAUCCUUUUACCUGUUAAUCAACAUUCAGAAAUCAUUCUGGUACAGCGAUUUUCACAGCAUAACAGAAGACUUGUAAGUUUAGAAGAUAAUGAAAAACAAGGCAACUUUGAUGGAAAGAUAAGUAGCACUCCACGACCUCCACGACUUAAGGGAACUUAUAGCUCUGAUUUAGAUGUCACAGGAUCUCCACUGAAGUGCCCAUUCUCCCUGGCUAAUGAACCAUCUGAGUUAUCCCCUCUCACUGUUUUCCUUCCUGUUGCAAAGAAGAAAGCAAGAAUCUCCUAUUCACCCAUAUCUGCUUUAAAGGCUGAGUUAAUUGCCUCAAAAUUUAAUGUGGCUCUGAGGAAGGUUUUCAACAAGGCAUCUGAGAGUAUCCCAGUCUGGAUUGUAUGUGAUGGCAAAGAUACACAGGGCACCCUUUUUUGUGGACUUCAUCGUACAGCUACAGAAGUCACCAGAACGGUGAUAACAUCCUCAGGACCAUUCCAUUCAGCUGAUUAUCUUCCUUCACUUGAUCACCUCCAGCUACAUCUUACUGCUGGUUGUCCUUCAGAUGAAAUUGCUAGCUCUGUAAAGGCAACAUAUGAUGUAUUACGAUGUGAUGAUGAAACAGAAAAUUCAAGUGUUCACAUGACAUGUAAAUGGAGAGAAACGCACACAAUUCUUACACCUCCAGCUUUUGAUGCCCAUACAACAGUGUGCGUAAAGGUGGUGUGUAGUGAUCAAAGGAGUCCUGCAUAUCAGAUGUUUCAAGAGUUAAAUGUUUUGCAAGGUUUUGUUAAAGGCCUUAAGUGCGGUGAAGUUUCAUGGUGCAUAAGAGAAGACUCCAGCUCAGUAGCUAAGGAUUUAGAAGCAUUUUUCACAACUAUAAGGGAGAAAGCACAACGUCAGAAGAAAGUGGAAGAAGGUGCACCAAAUUCAGAUACAAUGGUUGAAGACAAGUUUUACAGUCGCCGUCAAAAUAUGGACUUCACCGAUCUCCUCUGGACUGUGUUAAUGAAAUGUGAAUCAUACAGAGAGCUAGAAUCAAGCCUCAGAUCGGUUUUUAAGGCCAUUGCUUCAGGACAUAUACGACCCCAGAUACAUGUUCGGACUAAAACAAAGAUUGGAAUUGCAACCCUUGGUCUCAUGCGAGGUCAGUCAGGGGAGCCUGAUUUGAGUGGGCUUACUCCUAUUGAAAUGCUUGUAGACAUUGGCAUGGAGAAGAUCAAACGAGACUAUAUAAAUAUAUUCCAAGGUGGUGAUUUAGUGCUAGGAGAAGAGUUUUGCUGGUUUAUCAUGAAUGAGGACCAAAGCCUGGAAAAUACAAUGAGUCUCUUAGAAAAACUUCAUAUUGGGUUUCAGGUUGUUCUUUUGUUACAUACAUAUCUCAACUUGCCUCAGGCGGUCUUGAAGCAGUUUGCAUCAAAGGCUUUGAAGGAUCUCCAGAAGCAAAAUUUUGCUUCACCCUACUCUUUCAACUUCACUUUAGAAACUGGGAAAGUUCGCCAAUUCCUUAACAGCAUUUCACCUACAACUUGGGAAGUUUCGCUUGAGAGUAACCUCAAGAACUACUCGAAGUCCUUGAUUGUCAAUUUUUCAAAGGAACCACUUAUAAAGUUUGAAAGUAACACCUCUGAUAUCGAAGAAGUACUUGAUGGUGACAAAGAUGAUAGCGAGGAAACAGAAGAUAGUUAUUUUUGUUGCUUUUUCAAGACUGUGAAGGAUCGAGCACUCUUGUAAUUUACUUUGUUAUACCGUUCUAAGCAUGCAAGUUGUCUUUUAUCCAAGAAAUUUUUAAUAUUUGUAAGUUGCCAAAAAAUUGGUUGGUGGAUUAAUACUUGUAGGUAACCAAAAGGAAGGAAUGCUGUAUUCAUUCAAGCAUGAUGAAGUUAAAAUCAUUGUCUAGAAAAUAUAAAAAUUGUACUUCCUUUUUUAAAAUUUUAUAUACUGUUUUGCUAUAAUUGACUCCUUACCCAUUAGCAUAUUCAUUUCUUCUUAUUUAUUCUGCAAGCUAAAGUUCUUAAUUAUUAUGGUUUUUCUAUUAACUGUGGUUGUAUUGUCAACAAAAAAUACUGUUAACUUCUGAUUAAAGGGAUGUUGGCCAUUAAUAAUCCAACACACUACAGUUAUAGUACAUCACUAUGUAUAUACUUUUCAGCCGUAAAUAUUACUUAAAAUAUUUUGUUCUUUGAAAGAAUAAUUGCAAACAAGCUCCAGAUAACUUGAUUAUAUUGCAUAGUGUAGGUACUUCUUAGCUUCCUCAGCAGAUUUACAAAAAUUCACAAAUAUACCUGAGUUAUAAUUAUUAUUUUAUUCAGAAAGACUGAUAUGACAAGUUUUAUUUGAGAUUGUAAACCUCCUGGAGUCGAUGAUAAAGGUAGGAUACCUGCUGUGUCCAAAAACUGUUUCAUUUUGUGUUGUAUACUGUGGCUUUUGAUCGUCAGAAAAUUCCUUAAUGAAAAUAUUUCAUGAAGCCUGCAAAGGUCACAGCAGAUAUAUUUCUUAGAAAUUAAUGAUGUUAAUAUCCUGUUUUUCUUUACAAUAGGAAUUUAACCUACCUUUUUUUAUAUAAAAUAUUUAAAUUAUUUUCCUAAUACUUUAUAUACAUAUUGCUUAU